Messenger RNA from Macrobrachium nipponense, 616 nucleotides. RefSeq names its product eukaryotic translation elongation factor 1 epsilon-1-like. The coding region runs from base 101 to 601 and encodes 166 amino acids. The transcript is spliced from 3 exons. Lineage: Eukaryota; Metazoa; Arthropoda; Malacostraca; Decapoda; Palaemonidae. Gene Ontology annotation, cellular component: nucleus; cytoplasm; aminoacyl-tRNA synthetase multienzyme complex. Gene Ontology annotation, biological process: positive regulation of DNA damage response, signal transduction by p53 class mediator. The record is from RefSeq and is a predicted model, not a curated record.
UGCAACUACAACUGUUAAUGGUAUGCCUUUGCCAUUUUAGUGUCUGACGGAAACAAAGUCACCCCCUUACUCCCGUAUUUCUUCAUACGAUAGAGCUACAAUGGAAAAAAAGAUUGUGUCAGAUUUCGCGAAAUACCUUGGUGCUGGAAAAGUUAAAGUGGCUUCGGAGAAGAAUGGGGUUGUUGUAGAGGUUGGAGGAAAAAAGUUUUCUGGGUUUGUGUGUGGAGUUUUGAAUCUGAUACGAUUACAAAAGCAGUCUUUAGAAGGUUCCACAGUGCUGCAGAGAUGUCUAACUCAUGACUGGCUGACACAGUGUGCAACAGAUUUAUUCCACUGUUCAACUUAUGAAGAAUUAAACAGUAAUCUACAUUAUAUUGACAAGGAGUUACUAACAAGAACUUAUCUUUGCGGUCAUAUGGUCACUGCUGCAGAUAUUAUCAUGUUCUUGAUUCUUUAUCCAUUUGUUGCAAAAUGGACCUAUCAACAAAAGGUAAGUUUCAGUAUACUAUAUUGUAUUCUUUCAUGUAUACUUGAAAGGUAUUGGAAAGUAUACUUGAAAUGUAUUGGAAAGUGGUGUUUCACGUUCCGUGUAUAUUUGUAAUUGAUAUGCAUCUUU